AUGAAUGCGUACAUGGCCGCAAAUAAUGGACCAUCCCUAUCGGCUCACCCGUCAUCUGCGUUAAAUAUGGACGGUAUGAGCUCUACAUUGCCUGGCUAUCAAUCGAAUGUUGUUCAAUUCGAUCAGUACCAUCAUAUGCAGCCUCAAUUCGCUAUGCAGUCCCCGGGGGUGUAUUAUCAGAUGCACCCCGCCCCAUCUUUUCGGGGUGGCGAUCAGGCAACGGAUGGAAGAACCCCGGCAUAUUCGAUGACUUACCCCGUGGUAUAUCCACACUAUUAUCCACAACCGCAUCAGCAACCGUCGUACCUGGGCAUUCCCACAUAUGUGCACUCUCUUCCACAACACCCUGGCGUCAAUGCGCCCAUGUUUGGUCAGACACCUGGGUACGGCUCGGGCUAUUACCCGUCACCGUACCCAAUGAUGUUAGGGCACGGGCCAGAACCACCUCCACGAUUUGGCCCUCAGCAUUGGAGGCCCCGUAGAACGGUAUCGUCCGGGCCAGGACCCAUCUUGCACACCGGACGCCCUCGGAGGCCUGUUCCCAAGCGUGCUGCUUUAUCUGAUUAUCCAAACACCAUUGUUGAUGGGUCGAACUCGGCCAAGUCCACAAGGUCUAAUUCUCGCGCAUCUGAGACAAUCUCGCCUUCAUUAUCUACUGCCACUCGGGCUGCCACUCCUGGAGGACCACGGAGAACGCCAAAACAAUCGGGCCCUGCGCUAUGGGUUGGCAAUUUACCUCAUGGGAUUAGCAUCGUAAACGUCAAAGAGUACUUCUCUCAGGGCGUUUCCGACCAAAUCGAGAGCGUUUUCCUCAUCUCAAGAAGCCACUGCGCGUUCAUCAAUUAUAAAACAGAAGCUGCCUGUUCUGCAGCACAAGAGAAAUUCCACGACUCCCGAUUUCAAGGCUGCCGUUUGGUUUGCAGACUACGGCCAAAUGCGCGUCCGACAGAGUCCAGGAAAAAUUCAGGUGAUGUUGCGAGCAUCGCAGCUGCGAAAAACGAGGAAAAUGACAAGGCGGCUAUUGCGAGUAUGGACUCUUCGGUUCCGACCCCUGGUGAGAAGGUGCCCAAUCGGUAUUUCAUUGUUAAGAGUAUGACGGUGGAGGAUUUGGAGAGCAGCCGGCAGAGCGGUAUUUGGGCGACACAGACCCAUAACGAGGUCAAUUUGAAUCUAGCGUAUGAGACCGCGGAUAAUGUAUACCUCAUUUUUUCAGCCAACAAGUCUGGAGAGUACUAUGGAUAUGCCCGGAUGGUGUCGCUCAUUCAGGAAGAUGAGAAGUUGGCCCUGGAGAUGCCUCACAGGCCCAAUCAUAUUGCUACGGAAGCGGAAGAGCCCAGCGUGACUCUGACGCAAGCCUCGUCCACCGCCCGCAGUGGCCGGAUUAUCGAUGACCCUGUUCGGGGCACCAUCUUCUGGGAAGCCGACACAUCAUCUGAAGAUGAUGGAGGAAAAGAAGAAGACGGAGAAAAAGAGGAAGAUGACACAGCUCUGGCAGGGGUAACAGGAGCAGCUCCCAAUGGUGUUGCAGAGGUGGAUGCGGAUAGGGAUGCCAACGGCGACAAGAACGUUGGCGGGCCCACAGCCGUUACGGAAGAUGCAGCAACGGCAGAUACUACUACAACUGCCGCUACUACUACAGCAGCGGCAGGAAGUCAGGCCAUUGGGCGACCAUUUCGAAUCCAAUGGCUGUCUACGGUAAAAGUACCGUUUUAUCGCACGCGAGGACUACGCAAUCCAUGGAAUGCCAACCGGGGGGUUAAAAUCGCCCGGGAUGGCACAGAGAUUGAGCCUAGGGUUGGCGCACAGUUGGUGGAACUUUUUCACCUUCCAUCGUCGGGCGCGAGUACGUCUUCGUACCGGCUUCCGAAUUGA
Messenger RNA from Aspergillus ruber CBS 135680, 1872 nucleotides. Its product is annotated as putative YT521-B-like splicing factor. The record is from RefSeq and is a predicted model, not a curated record. Bases 1 to 1872 code for a protein of 623 amino acids. Gene Ontology annotation, biological process: regulation of alternative mRNA splicing, via spliceosome; mRNA splicing, via spliceosome. Gene Ontology annotation, molecular function: mRNA binding; N6-methyladenosine-containing RNA reader activity. Gene Ontology annotation, cellular component: nucleoplasm. NCBI's taxonomy places the organism in Eukaryota, Fungi, Ascomycota, Eurotiomycetes, Eurotiales, Aspergillaceae. The transcript has 3 exons.